UUACCUGUAAUUAAGUUGAGUAUAACUAUAACUUUACUAGCUUUAAGUUGAGCCCAAUAACUGCUUCUAUGUUCGAGAUAGUGUAACGAGUAAAAUAAAUUUGAACUUUUGAGAAAACCGUACUCAAUUUGAGAAAAUCGCACUUAUAAUCGCAAUUGUUUCCAACUUGCAAAGAAAUAUUGAUUUUAAAAAAAUCAAAAAAGAAUUUGAAAAUCGAGAAAAAUUUCGGAAAAAUUGGGUUUUUAAAGUCUUUUUUCACGUGAAUUGUGUAUAAAACAGACUCCGACCAGCCAUGUCGGGAAACGUGGGAAUGGAAAGCUUAAUUCCCAUCAUUAAUAAGCUACAAGAUGCAUUCACAAGUUUAGGUGUUCAUAUGCAAAUUGAUUUGCCUCAAAUUGCUGUCGUCGGUGGUCAAUCUGCAGGAAAAUCAUCUGUAUUGGAGAACUUUGUUGGCAAGGAUUUCUUGCCGCGAGGUUCUGGCAUUGUUACUCGACGUCCAUUAAUUCUACAGCUUAUGAAUGGCAAUGUCGAGUUCGGUGAAUUUUUACAUUGCAAAGGCAAGAAGUUUAUGGAUUUUGCCGAGAUACGAAAAGAGAUUGAAGAUGAAACUGAUCGAGUUACGGGAAGUAACAAGGGUAUCUCAAAUAUACCUAUCAAUCUUCGAGUAUAUUCACCUCACGUACUCAACUUGACAUUAAUCGAUUUGCCUGGUCUCACGAAAGUUCCAAUUGGUGACCAGCCCGUAGACAUUGAGCAGCAAAUUAAAUCAAUGAUUUUCCAAUUUAUUAAGAAAGAGACUUGCUUGAUUCUGGCUGUAACGCCUGCCAACACUGAUUUGGCAAAUUCAGAUGCUCUUAAACUAGCAAAAGAGGUUGAUCCUCAAGGUAUUCGUACGAUUGGUGUAAUAACAAAAUUAGAUUUGAUGGACGAAGGAACUGAUGCACGUGAUGUUCUCGAGAAUCGUCUUUUACCGUUGAGACGAGGAUACAUUGGUGUCGUUAAUCGUUCGCAAAAGGAUAUUGAAGGACGUAAAGACAUUACAUUGGCAAUGCAAUCGGAACGAAAGUUUUUCUUAAGUCAUCCAUCAUAUCGACACAUGGCUGACAAAAUGGGAACUCCAUAUUUACAGAAAACUCUUAAUCAACAACUUACUAAUCAUAUUCGCGACACAUUACCAGCACUAAGAGAUAAAAUGCAGAAACAAAUGUUGACAUUGGAGAAGGAUGUUGAGCAAUUUAAGCAUUUUCGUCCAGACGAUCCCAGUAUUAAAACCAAAGCUAUGUUACAGAUGAUUCAACAACUUCAAUCCGAUUUUGAACGAACAAUUGAAGGUUCUGGUUCUGCAUUAGUCAACACAAAUGAGCUAUCGGGUGGUGCUAAAAUUAACCGCAUUUUCCAUGAAAGAUUACGCUUUGAAAUCGUUAAAAUGUCAUGUGAUGAGAAGGAACUUCGCCGUGAAAUUUCAUUCGCAAUUCGUAAUAUCCACGGUAUUCGAGUUGGUCUUUUCACGCCCGACAUGGCAUUUGAAGCAAUCACAAAGCGUCAAAUUUCUCAACUUAAAGAGCCCGUCUUGAAAUGUGUUGACUUGGUUGUUAUUGAGUUAUCAAAUGUCGUCAGAUAUUGUGCUGAGAAAAUGAAUCGUUAUCCACGAUUGCGUGAGGAAGCUGAGAGAAUUAUAACGACACACAUUAGACAGUGCGAGCAAAAGUGCAAGGAGCAAUUGAUCUUAAUGAUAGAUUAUGAAUUAGCAUAUAUGAAUACGAAUCACGAGGACUUUAUUGGAUUUGCUAAUGCUCAAAAUAAGACCGAGAAUGCUACAAAGACAGGAACAAGAAGUUUGGGUAAUCAGGUGAUCAGAAAAGGUCAUAUGUGCAUUCAAAACUUGGGAAUUAUGAAAGGAAGCUCAAGACCAUACUGGUUCGUGCUGACAUCCGAAAGCAUUUCAUGGUAUAAAGAUGAAGAUGAGAAGGAAAAGAAAUUCAUGCUACCAUUAGACGGACUUAAAUUACGUGAUAUUGAACAAGGUUUCAUGUCACGACGUCAUACAUUCGCUUUAUUCAAUCCAGAAGGAAGAAACGUUUACAAGGAUUUAAAGACACUCGAGUUGUCGUGUGAAAGCACAGACGAUGUUGAUUCAUGGAAAGCUUCAUUCCUUCGAGCCGGCGUUUAUCCUGAAAAAGAAGCAGCACCGAAUGGAGAAGACGAAUCUGGCGAGACACAAACAAGUUCACUCGAUCCACAGUUGGAACGUCAAGUUGAGACAAUUAGAAAUUUGGUUGAUUCAUAUAUGAGAAUUGUCACGAAAACAACACGAGAUAUGGUACCUAAAUGUAUCAUGUAUUUGAUUGUCAAUAAUGCCAAAGACUUUAUCAAUGGAGAGUUAUUGGCUCAUUUAUAUGCAAGUGGUGAUCAGAACCAAAUGAUGGAAGAAAGUCCAGAAGCAGCAUCGAAACGUGAAGAAAUGCUCAGGAUGUAUCAUGCUUGCAAAGAAGCUCUCCGAAUCAUCGGUGACGUUACUAUGGCAACUUUCUCAACUCCAAUACCAGCUCCAGUUAAAAAUGAUUGGCUACCAACAGAGCCACAGCAGUCUAAUUUUUCAACCUCUCAGGGCUCACUCGGUUCGAUAGGCGGACCAACCAGUCGUGGACCACCUCCACCUGCUGGAAAUCGACCAGCACCAGCAAUUCCUAAUCGACCAGGUGGCGGUGCAGCACCUCCAGUUCCUGGAAGUCGACCAACGGGACAAGCUUUACCAGCUCCACUCAUUCCAUCUCGACCGGGUGGAGGAGGCAGUACGGGAAACUUACAGAACAUGAUCCCACAACAAAUGCGUCAGCAGAUCAAUCAACAAAUCGGACAAGUGGUCACGAAUGCAGCAAUGAAUGAAUUGUCAAAUGUCUUCGCCAGUAAAUUCAAUCGUCCUGGCCAACAACAACAGCAACAACAGCAAUAUAACCAACAAAGACUACCUAAUCGAUCGUAUAAUAAUGGAAAUUACUAAACUUUGUGUACAUAAUGUGAAUCAAGCAACAAAAAGUUAUCAACAAAAAAAAAAUAAGUUUGUGUAAGUAAAUUAACUGUGUAAUUUAAUCAGCAUUCAAAUGUGGUGAAACAAAAGGACUGAAAAAUUUUGCGACUGAGGGAGUGCUUUUGAUAUUUUGGAAAUACUGACGGCUUUUCUGCAUGAUAGCGUUUCUAGUGGAAUUUAAUGGACAUUCUAAUGUGAUAAAUCUUCAAUAUUAUCAGCACUAUUUGAUUGAGUAUCCUUUUGUUUGAUUGGACGAUCCAGGGGGUGUAUAUAGGAUCAGGAUUUUAGACUUCAAGGUUUUAACCGAUUAAGUAAGUUUGUAACGGUUUUCUUGGAAUCAGAAAAGUUCGAAAAUUUUGUAAAUUUCAAAUAUUUUAUGAACAUUAAUAUUCAAAAUUUGGAAAUUCGACCUGAAUCACAUUUCAUUUUAAUAAAUUAAAUUUUAAAAUUAAGAUGCAGGAUGUUCCAUAUUCAAUUGUGUAAAUAUUUUAUCAAUUUUAAGACAUAAAAUAACUAUGAGAAUGAAAAAUCGACAUUGUUAUAUUUUAUGGAUGGUUUUAAACAAGCUUUUCAUAACUUUUACUUUAAAAUUCCUUUUUUGUACGAUGAAUUUUGUUAAAUGAA
Chironomus riparius is the source of this 3652-nucleotide messenger RNA. The record is from the annotation of a GenBank genome assembly. Lineage: Eukaryota; Metazoa; Arthropoda; Insecta; Diptera; Chironomidae.